This is a messenger RNA of Salpingoeca rosetta, 638 nucleotides long. Its product is annotated as allograft inflammatory factor 1. Gene Ontology annotation, biological process: actin filament bundle assembly; ruffle assembly. Bases 1 to 429 code for a protein of 142 amino acids. The record is from RefSeq and is a predicted model, not a curated record. Gene Ontology annotation, cellular component: actin filament; ruffle membrane. Lineage: Eukaryota; Choanoflagellata; Craspedida; Salpingoecidae. Gene Ontology annotation, molecular function: actin filament binding; calcium ion binding. The transcript is spliced from 9 exons.
AUGCAAGGUGGAAAGGCCUUUGGCCAGCUGAAGGACAAGCAGUCCGCUGAACUGGACCGCCUCAACGAGCAAAUCAUCAGCGAUGGCAAGUAUGAGCAAACAGACGACCUCGCCGAGAAGCUGGAGAAGUUCAAGCACAAGUUCAUGGAGUUUGACGAGGACCACAGCGGCGACAUUGACAUGAUGGAGCUCAAGCGCAUGAUGGAGAAGCUUGGCCAGCCCAAGACCCAUCUGGAGCUCAAGAAGAUGAUUGCCGAAGUGGACACCAACGACUCUGGCACCAUCAACUACCACGAGUUUGUGCAGAUGAUGCUUGGCCCCAAGAAGUCCAUCCUCCGCAUCAUCCUCAUGUAUGAAGAGAUGGCCAAGCCCAAGGACGACGCUCCCAAGGGGCCCCCGCCAAAGCGCAGCCUCGCUGAUCUCCCUUGAGUUGAGGAGACUGCACUCCCCCUACAACAACAGCACGUUGCUGCGCGUGUUGUGUCGUCUUCUUCUCGUGUGAUCAUGAUGUUCAAACGUGCAGUUGUUCUGUUCACCCGUUCACUUGUUUGAGUUUGCGCACGCCUUGCUUGCGUUUGCAUGCCUGUAUUAUGUACUCACGCCUCCUCCUUGGCGCCAUUAAACGAUUGCCUGUCCUG